This is a messenger RNA of Suillus discolor, 186 nucleotides long. RefSeq lists its product as uncharacterized. The record is from RefSeq and is a predicted model, not a curated record. The transcript has a single exon. Lineage: Eukaryota; Fungi; Basidiomycota; Agaricomycetes; Boletales; Suillaceae. The coding region runs from base 1 to 186 and encodes 61 amino acids.
AUGCUCAGUGUGACGGCAGACAAUGCAUCAUCAAAUGACACCCUUGUCACGGAGCUUGUGGAUCUGGUGCCCCACUUUGCGGGCGAGACAAGCCGCACACGAUGUUUCUUGCACAUCGUGAAUCUCGUAGCUAAAUCAUUACUGCGUGAGUUUGACGCUCCAAAAAAGAAGGGUCGAGAGGGUUGA